AUGUUAGCUAGAAUUUCAAAAACCAUUGGAUUUGGUCAGUCAUCACCCGGUGGACUGAAAGAUGCAGGUGCUGGGAAAAGUUGGGCAAGUGAUGAGAUGGACAAUGGGAUUCCUCGCACCAUAGAGAACAAGCAUACACACAUUCGGACACGAUUCACAUCUAGCAUCUACGUGCAUAUCAAAAUCCUGAUUAGGGUGUCCAAACCAUGUCGUCCUGGAGCAACCUGUCGUUCUCGCGUCAACUCAUCGCAACAGGUGCCACUUGCGCGUUUGCCCGAACCUCCUGUACUCCCUAUAGCUGUGGAUUCACCAGGAACUGUGGAACAUUUACUGUAUGUUCGUCUGUCAGUGGAUUCCACUCAAAGACAGUUAAAUGAACUGAACUCACAAAUGAAGGCAGUUCUGAAUCAGAAAUGUCCACCAGUAGCCAUUAAGUUACCGUUGGCUACCAUGGAGGACUUCGAUGCCCUUUCCCAAGAGCUUCAAAACACUGAAGUCUUUAAUCAAUUCGUGGGUUACUGA
Echinostoma caproni is the source of this 522-nucleotide messenger RNA. Lineage: Eukaryota; Metazoa; Platyhelminthes; Trematoda; Plagiorchiida; Echinostomatidae. The record is from the annotation of a GenBank genome assembly.